Molecule: messenger RNA, 1573 nt
Organism: Clupea harengus (Atlantic herring)
Lineage: Eukaryota; Metazoa; Chordata; Actinopteri; Clupeiformes; Clupeidae
Source: RefSeq, a predicted model, not a curated record
ACAAGUAUUAGCUAGCUGUCUAUUCCUGCAAGGUAGCAAACGCAGUACGAAGAAAGCAUACAGAGACAGCAAUUUUUCCAUGUCCCCCCCCCAGGAAUUACUCUCUGAAAUGUUACCAUGUAUUGACCCCCCUACAAAGAAAUGGGAUCUCCGCCCCUGGAUAGUACAGUACAAGUUGUACACAUUCUUAUAGCAAGGUUCGUCUUGUUGGAAUUUAUUAUCCGAUACUGAUCAGCCUUCAUUAUUAAAUUGGAAAUCAUGAAAUGCUAGUGUUCCUGCCUCAUGGGCAGAUCAGGGCAUUGUGACGCAUAUGAGACGUUAUUGUUAGAUCAUUAGCCACAGUGAUGCCACGGUUAUGUUUCAAGUCUUCUCACACAGAACUUCAAAUUGACUGAGCAACACAAUACUACAGUUCAUCGUGCUAUCGGCUUCGUAUUUUAAAGGUUUAUUUCAUAUUUGCGGACUCUGGUCUUCCCGAUCUCACAAUGUCGGAAAGAAACGAGUCAAAGAAAAAAUCUUUUGAGGAAUCAAGAGCUGAAUGUAGUUCUACAACGAGGACGAAAAGGUUUGAUGCAGAUCUGGAUCAUAUGAACCUCUCCCCCAUGAUACGCCACCUUGUGGAGAACAUGACAGAAGAGCAUUGGAGAAUUGUCCGUGAGGCUCUAUGUGUGCCUAGGACCAAAGAAGAAGUUGGCCAUCUUUGUGCUAUCAUAGUGAAGAAAGUAGUCCAGACUGCUCAUUAUUACCUGCUCCCAGUCCUCAGUGAAAUUCUGGGUGUUCCUGUCGCAUACGUAUGUGGAAUGACAAGAUCAGGGCAACACACAUUUUGGCUAAGCACCUCAGAGGCCGAAAGACAUGAGGGAUCAUCUCUACGCCAAGGAUCUCAGGGGAUAAGAAAUGAAAUGCUCUUGGCAGCAGCCAAGAAAGAAGUCGAUGAGAUUUUUCGAGAAUCUGUCAGAAUAGUCAGUGGUUUGGAUCCAGUUGUGCCUGCCUUACCAGAGGGAUAUUCCUCCAUCUCCAAAAUGAAUGUGGAUUUGACAGCCUCAUGCACCAUUAAGGACUUUGACUCUGGUCCUACUACAGCACCUAUGAUGGCUGAGGACGCUAAAGCCUCAGGACUAUCACAAUCCAUCAUCUUGCUCAACCAGUUCACCGGCACUGAAUUUCAACAAAGGGCAUCAAAGCAAGUGAGUGAGGUUUUGCUCAAAACUCUUGAGAAUGAAUCCCCAAUUGAGGAAUUUGCUGAAGAUGACGAGGAAUCAAACUCCAAAGCAGAAAGUCAAACAGACCUCUGUAGGGUUCAUGCUAUCUUCUAUCCAUCUGGUCCCCGUCAGAGUCUCUUGCAGUUGAUCUAGUUGGUGAUAUUAUUGAAUCCAUGAAGGACAAAGUCUCCGGCCAAGAGGUUCAUUCAACAUCAUAUGAUGUUGUUGGAUGUGUUAUUGAAGGGAUGAAAGAUCUUUUGGAGAAAACACGAGCCCUAGGAACUGGUGUUACAAUGAAAAGGAUCUACAGGACAACAUCUCAAAAAAUGUUCAAUGCAAUUCAGAACAUGGUGGGGAAAUUGUUUUGCAAA